Messenger RNA from Amoebophrya sp. A120, 5656 nucleotides. The record is from the annotation of a GenBank genome assembly. Lineage: Eukaryota; Dinophyceae; Syndiniales; Amoebophryaceae.
CAGCUUUAUUUUGUGCGCUGGGUGGUGUCACCAGGCCGCCGAGUGUCUUUGUGCCUGCAAUUCUUCUGGAGGCGAUUGUGCUGAAAAGAAAGGCUGGGUCCGUCGCACAAUUGCCGCACAGGUGAGCAAAAUCAAAGAUCGCCAAUUCUAUUGAUGAGCGGAGUCUAAGAGCGCUGGCGUUGGCGUGCAUGUGUUCAUCAUGCUUUUCCUCCAAGCUGAGAAAAGAGAAAAAAGCGUCUAUUAUAGUUCCUUCACACGCCGCCUCGCAUCCAUCAUGGGCAACGGAAAUUCGUCCUCCGUCACCUCCGGCGCCGCGGCCGCCAGCGUUCCCGUCGGGCAAUCCUGGAACCUGUACGAAAAUGAAGGCGCCUCCGAAGCCGUGAACAUUGUGGAAGCGGAUAUUUCCUACCCGGAAUGGGAGCAGCAAUUGCUCCCGCCCGCGCUCCGCUCAAAAAACGGCGGCGUGCAGGACAGCUACCCCGGGAUUCUGAACAACAACGAUUGCAUCAAGAUUCCGGCCCUGCUCCCGGUGGACUAUUGCGUGACCCCCCAGACCUGCACACUGUAUCUCCGCGCGCCGGAAGUGCGGAACACCGCAGCCACGGGAGCCGCAAGUUUGGAGCUGAAGCUGAACGAGCGGAUACGGUUCGACAAACUGGAGUCAGAGCUCCUCAACUACUUCAACGGGCUCUUCUCGCUUGGCUACAAGCAGCUCGAGUUCAAGGUGAUCCGCCCCUUCGCGGAAAUUUCCUACGUUUCCCCCGGCGCCGCCACCGGGGGCUUCGAAGACAUCCUGCCGAAGGGGAACCUCGGCGAGUCCCAGUCCGCCAUCCAGAAUUCCGCCUUCUACCAUUUCCCGAAGCAAAAGGACUGCGUGAAGGUCCUCUACUGGGCCAUGGCGAUCGAGGGGGAGGUAUCGGAAGUCGUCGACGAACUGUCGGCGUUCAAGAAGCAAAUUCAGGAGGGCAAGCAGACGCCGGACGCGAUUUACCGCCAGAUGAAGCGAAAGAAGUGGCCGCAGUACAAAAUCCAGUCUUUGAUCGACUUCGUUGCGGAGUGGGAAGCCAACAAGGCGAAGCGGGGCCGCCGAGCGUUGCAAGCGCUGGAUUUGAAUUGGACGUACGGGCGUCUGCACGAGAGGAUCCGGGCGAAACAAGGGGGCUCAGGAGCGCACAGUUCUUCGGACGGAGGCAAGAUCAAAUACAUCCGCCGAAACCAGCCGGGCCUGUCCGGUGUGUUCGCGAUCCGGGAGAUGUACUACCAUUUGUUGAAGGAUCACGAGCUGCAGAAAUACCGGGACAACGAGGACCUGCAGGUGUUGCACGCGGGGAAGAAGGGCCAAACCUCCACCGCGUACAUCGACAACGCGGAAAAGCCGCCAGAUAUCCCACACACCGGGGUCCAAAACGAUCAACUGUUGCCGUUCAUCACCGUGGAAAAGGCGGAAAACGAAAACGUGAAGGAUUUCCUCCGGUCCGCGAACAUCUCGUUGCUUCGCGACCGCCCCGGCCGGAUGGUGCGGUGUCUGAAAAUCGCGUCAGACCUGCUGUCUCGCUCCAUUCGGCUGGACGACACGAUGACGCAGAAAAUUUUCUUCAGUUUGGAAACGGAUCUCCGCGAGUUAUUCGUGAUUGGCGCCAAGCAGCGGUUACGCGAUUUGUAUUUAUUGUACGACAAGGGACACCUGGACCGGACGGAGUUUGGCCACAAAGUGGAGCAAAUGUCCUUACAAAUCUCCGACUUCAUCGACUCGGUGGUCUUACCCUGUCUGUCCUACCGCGAUUGCACAAUUGAGAUCCAAACGAGAGAGGAUUUAGCGCUAUUGACGAAACACCUCGACAGCCGGUGCUUCGUCACGGAAAACUUCAAUAUGAGAGUGCACGUGACUUCCUCUAUUCGUGAUUUGUAAUUGUAUCGCAUCUUCGACAGGAGUAUUAGGAGCAAGGAAGAACAGCAAUACUAUCCACAGCUUCCGGGGGCUGGAGUGGAAAUUUCGCUUUGACAUCAAACAAGGAAUAGACCGAGUUGUGCACUCGCAUACCCAAUUUUUACGAGGACCAGUUCCAGAAGGGAGAUUUUGUGAAGCAGGCCGGAAACCAGAAGAACGCCACCAUGCAAGCUGCGGGGGUAAUCACCGCGGAAUAUGACACUGCACAACUCCCCCUCCCCCUCAUUUGUGUUGCAUGAACAGCAACGCAAGCGCUGGCAAAGAUGCAGCUUUUGCAUGAGAAAUUUCUGGGCAAAUGUAGUGCUGUUUUGGCUUUCGGAAUCUGUCAUGCAAAGAGUGCUAACAGGAGGCAGAAGGGAGAUUUGGGAUUUUGCAUGACAAAUGAGGGAGAGGGGGAGUUGUGCACUGUCAUACGGAAAUGAUGCAAGACAUAACCGUCCGGGAACUGCGGCAAAACGCGCACGGAUCCGGCAGUGGGGGUGCGAACGGAGGUCCGCAAGGGCCCGCGGCUGGGGGCCCGACCGGGACAACAGGUGCAUCAGCCGCGGGGACGACGAUUGCCUCGAAGACGGAGUUGCUCAAGCAGGUCAUGAACCCGUCCGCCGCGGGGGGCGGUUCGCAGAAGAACGACAAGCCCACAAUCGCGGCCGGGAGUUUUAUGCUGCUGGAAAACUUGUCGGCAAGAACGCCGGUCCCCUGUGAGGUACAGAUGACGCGGAAUACCGUUUUGGAAAACUUGGAGCUGAUCGCGAAGUGGGUCUGCUGGAAGGCCGAUUGGUACCGCUACAUGUGCGUGAUGGCGAUGCACCACUCCUUGCGGACAAUCCAGCAAAACAGCAUUCUGUCCCGGCACUGCUACACGGAGUCGAUUCGCCUGGCGAAAAUCUUCAUCCAGCACCAGUUCUCGGUCACGUCGAGUUUGAGCAAUAGCGAAGCGGCCGGCGGGGGCAUGAAUCGGGACAGCAACCCGGUCACCAUCUCCUCGCAACACAUCUCUUACGAACUGCUGGUCUCGCACCUGAAUUUUUCCUGCUACUACGCCAGUGUGGAGCGGAACUACGAGAAAGCGAAGGAGGUGUGCGACCACGCGGUGUCCAUCGUGGAACGGGCGGAGCACUCGGACGACGCCGAGCUGCGGCUGCCGAAGAUGAAAAUCCUGGUGCAGAACUUGUUUCGCCUGCAAAGGACUUUAUACAGUCAGAUGGUGGUCAUGAGCGUGACGAUUCACGACUGGGAUGUGCUCACGCUGCUGAACGAAUCUAGUGAGAGCCAGGGUACGGGAUCAGAGACGAGAGGAGUCAUCUGGCUGCAGAAUUUUCCUCAUGCGUUUAUUUCUCAGGUUCACUCUAUGUCUAGGUUGCGAGCAAAAAAAAAAUGCAGAAAAUAUUAAAUUGAAGGGCACGACCAAACUACAACGCUACAACUUUGCACUGAGCAAUCCAUCGGGCUGGCUUGUUACAAGGUCGUGCCUCAUAACAAGUAAACGGUCUGAAUCUGAUCUUUCCCCGCAACGACAAAGCCCGUGACUCCUGUUAGUUCUGCUUCCAUAAAAGCAGCGGGCAAGGGAGGUCAAGCCGCAAACGCAGAGGCGGAGGAAGACGAGGACGAGGUACAAUUUGGACUGUUUUCUUCUUUGUCUCGUGUCAUUUUUUUUCAAAUUCUCUGCGUUGCUAAAUUUGCUCAGUUCGUUGACUAAGCUUCUACUGUCAACCAGCCUAUCAUCCAAACGGACGUCGGCGCUGCUGCUGUCGGCCGCGCAGUCAACCAGCAGAAGGACCUGGGCGCGGAAGCUGCGGCCGAUAUCAUCCGCAAUCCAGUAGUCGAAGACGCAUUGGAAGACAACAAAAAGGCCGGCGGCAGCUUGUGGAAGCAGUAUUCGGAUAUGUGUUGCGGAUUUGGUGGCUACGAGCCGGGGAAGGGAAUGACGCCAAGAAUACCGGCGAGUUACGGCCCGGACGACGCUGUGUAUACUACAUGCUCGUUUGUUCAUGUUUCCGCAAGGUGCAGCACUGGUGCCGGAGCGUCACCUUAGCUUCUUGAUGGUGAUUCGUAUUCAUAGAUCCUCAUGAGGAAAAAAAGCCGAAUGAAGCGUCGGACAAUGUGUUUGAGUAACUCACAAAGAUCAACAGCAACACCGCCCGUCGCGAGUUCACGCGGUACGACGCGAAAUUUGUCGCCUCUGCGCUCGGGAGCUCGGUGCACGAGAAAAAGGACACCUUUCGAACACCGUGCCGGCUGAAAAUCGUGGUGCGCUUGUUGAUAUGGAUUGCAAAAAUGUCUGGGUCUGGAAGAAUAGAAACUUGUCAUGCAAAAUUUCGAUGCCCCAAGCGGUCUGGAAUGCAGGACCUAGCAUGACAGAUUUUGCGAGGUCUUUAUCAUGCCUAUCCUGCAUGAGAAAGUGCGUCUCGUGUUGGUUAAAAGAGCGCGACUUUUGGCGAUCACGCAAGACAGAUUUUUGCAUGAUCCAGACUUAGCAUGACAAGUUGGAUUUCUUCGAAACCCAGACAUUUUUACAUUUGAUAGUUAAUGUGGAUCAUUCGGAGGCGGCACCGGUACGCGGUGAAACGGUGGUUCCGCGAAAAGCGGAUGGUCGACAUGGGCAAGGAUUUGGGGCUGUUUUGGCUCGACCACUUGGACCGCGACGAGAAUUUUCCCGGUAGGCGCUACUUUCUCGCCUGCCGGUUCAACCCGAUGCUCCUUACAAGCACCACGCUGGGGGAAAUCGACCCGAACCCGAACUCGGUCGCGAACCUGAAGCUGAAAAACCGGUCGCGCGAGAAGGAAGCGGUGGAGUUGCACCGGAUGAAGACGGAGGAGCCGUUUUCCUGGAUUGCCACUGCCGUGUUGGAGAGGAACCCCAAAGCGACGAACGACAAUCCCAACCCGACCCUGGUGAUCGGAAAGGCCGAAGUGCUGGGCAACGUGCCCUUCGCGGAGGUGCACCAGGAUUUCCGAGGCCUAGACGGCGAUCGCAUGGAGCCGCUGGACCGGUUCUUCAGCAUUCCGCGCUUUCUAGACCAGUACUGCCGCGCUUGGUCGUUCAUCUCCGGCCGGAAAAUCAAGCAGGUCGAGGGUCUGGGGAAGAACCUCCGGAAUCUAUCCGUCCGUCGGCACCCCAUUCGCGCGCUGCAGAGUGGGCCGCUGUGAAUGAAUGUAGAUCCGCUGCGUCGGGUUGUGCGGAUGAUGUGAUCAUGUCCUGGCUGGAUUGUUUCGCUGGUUGGGAACUGUUCUUGUGCCCGGGGUAGUUCAGGGAACAAUGAGAAGUAGGUGGAAAGAAAGAGACCUUUUGUUUCGCACUCUGAUGUCAAGUUUCUACGAAGUAGCACGGUGACAAGAAUUUUUUCGGUGAGGGAUUAUUUUCCGCACCAUCCAGGAGAUUCCUUUAUUCUGUUUGCGGGGGUUUCGGUUUCAGUCGUUCCACGAUGGCGGCUGCGGCCACACCUGCUCUCACGGUGUGGAGGCUAAGCUUGCUUUAAUAAGUACCAUAUUCCGGGAGUGUAUUUAAAUCUUGCUCUAUGUUGCAUGGUGGAAAAAGGAGAAGUCAUGAGCAGCUCAGUUUGGUGCUGGAGAGGAUGCUAACUGACGUUGAGGGAAGGCAUGCGCUAAUCGACAAGAGCGGAAAGUAGACACCAAUCACGCAAGCUUCGGCCUUAAAUCCUACGACGACUCACAUAGAAAGUUGUAGAGUAAUUAUGGCAAAUAAGGAAC